UCGAAAUGCUCCUUCGGCUUCGAAUUGGGGUUUAAGCUUUCUUUGUAAACUUCUGGCGUUGGCUUUCUACGUUUCUAUGGCUUCAACAUUUGUCUCUCUUUCUUCUUCCAUAGCCUGCUCUCCAAUUCCCCAUGCCAAAUCCAACCCUAUUUUUCAGGUAACUCGUUGCUCAACCUCAUUGAAGGAAGUUGAAUUCCCUUCUUUAUCAGAAACAUCGUUUUCUGAUGGUAAGAGGAAUAAACCAAUCAGAGGCAAGAAGAACAAGAAUAAGAACAACGAUAAGGCCUUGGUCCACACACUCGCUGAAACCUUUACAUAUUGCAUUCAUAAGAAGCAGUGGCUUAAAGCACUUGAGUUCUUUGAUAUUCUUAGAGAACAACCUUAUUAUGAACCCAAAGAAGUGACGUAUGUGAAACUCAUUGUGUUGCUCGGAAAAUCUGGCCAACCCCAUUGUGCACAUCAGCUUUUCGAUACUAUAAAAGAGGAUGGAUGUGAAACUACUGGACUUUAUACUGCCUUAAUUGCAGCGUAUUGUCGGAACUACCUGAUUGAUGAGGCAUUUCUUGUUCUUGACAAGAUGAAGAACCUCCCUCACUGCCAUCCUGAUGUUUCCACUUACAGUACCCUAAUAAAAGCAUGUGUAAAUGCUCUGAAAUUCGAAUUAGUUGGGUUUCUGUCUGAAGAUAUGGCCGAAAGAUCGAUCAUGCUGAACACUGUCACUCAGAAUAUUGUCCUUAACAGUUAUGCUAAUGCUGCGAUGUUUGAUCAGAUAGAAAAACUGUUGUCAUUUAUGAUGGAGAGCGCUGCAUGCAAGCCUGAUGUAUUUACAAUGAACACGGUUAUUGGUGCCUUUGGUAAACGGGGUGAGAUUGUUAUGAUGGAGAAAUGGUAUGAAAGGUUAUGUAACUUUGGAGUACAACCGGAAACAUAUACUUUUAAUAUUUUGAUUGGAGCUUAUGGAAAGAAAAGAAUGUAUGAUAAGAUGUCAUCUGUUAUGCAGCAAAUGCGCAAGUUACAAUGUCAGUGGACAGUUGCAACUUAUAACAAUGUGAUCGAAGCAUUUGCGGAUGUCGGUGAUGUUAAAAGCAUGGAACAUACAUUUGAUCAGAUGCAUGAAGAGGGUAUCAAACCUGAUACUAAGACUUUCUGCUGCCUUAUCACGGGUUAUGCCAACGCGGGUAUUUUCUAUAAAGCAGUUAGCAGUGUUCGUUUGGCUGGGAGGUUUCGGAUACCGGAGAAUACUUCUUUUUAUAAUGCUGUCAUAUUUGCAUGCUCAAAGGCUGAGGAUUUGAUGGAAAUGGAAAGGGUUUUCAACCGUAUGAAAGAAAAACAAUGCCAACCAGAUGACACAACUUACUCUGUAAUGGCUGAGGCAUAUAGUAAACAAGGAAUGAAUGACAAGAUCUACUAUUUGGAGCAGGAAAAGAUGAGGACGUUAAUUGAUGACAAAAUUAAGUAAGCCUGAUGAUGAAGUGGUUGAUUGAUAUGUGGUCUAGAAAUGAGUGUGUUAAUCCAUCUUUCUGGUGCAACUGUAUUUUUUUCCCGUUUUGUGGAAGAAACAAAUGAUCAACUUGGUAGGCAAGCUUCCUUUCACA
Messenger RNA from Arachis duranensis, 1595 nucleotides. RefSeq names its product pentatricopeptide repeat-containing protein At3g06430, chloroplastic-like. Bases 77 to 1459 code for a protein of 460 amino acids. Gene Ontology annotation, molecular function: mRNA binding; protein binding. The record is from RefSeq and is a predicted model, not a curated record. The transcript is spliced from 2 exons. Lineage: Eukaryota; Viridiplantae; Streptophyta; Magnoliopsida; Fabales; Fabaceae.